This is a messenger RNA of Paramuricea clavata, 2841 nucleotides long. NCBI's taxonomy places the organism in Eukaryota, Metazoa, Cnidaria, Anthozoa, Malacalcyonacea, Plexauridae. The record is from the annotation of a GenBank genome assembly.
ACAGACUCACACACAGGACAUUCUAGAAGGGUGAAUGAUUUUGCCCAAUUUAAAGGAGCUUUGCUAACUGCGUCUGCUGAUGGAACGUUGCAGGUGAAGAUGUUAUUUUUCUGUUGCUGUUUCUUAUCUUUAUGUUGUGAAACAUCAUGGAUUGUGAGGUCCAUAACAAACCAGUAUAGACCUUUGUAUAUUUUCACUACAAAAUAAGCAUAAAAGGGGUGGGAAGACUUUUUAAACUUAAACAAAGAAGUUGAAAACCCUCGUAGGCUUGGGCGGUUUACCGGUUUUUCGUUUUUUUUCGGUUUUAUUUUCAAACCGGUUUUUUCGGUUUAGCUUUACAAAAACCGGAAAACCGUCAUUACGUAAUUGUUUACUGUCAUCGCCUGAAACUCGAUCAUAAUUCUCAAAACAUGACACCAAUUAAACUCAAUUACGUGACACUAGAUACAAAUUCUAUUCUUUUUCCAUAAAGUCGGUAAGAACUGAAGAGGUAUAAGUUUUCAAGUGCGUUCUUGACCCUUUUAUUUUAAAACUGAAGUCGUUUUAGGUUACCUUUGCACAAUUUUGCGUUUUGUCAUGUACGGUUCGUUUGCUUAUUACAGAAAAAUACCACAAUUCCUCCUCAUACAGUUGACAUACAAAUUAAAGGGAAAAAAACGGUUUUUCGGUUUUACCGGUUUAGAACCAGACGAUUUUCGGUUUUGAUUUUAAGCAAAACCGCCCAAGCCUAAACCCUCGUCCAAUAACGAUAGUGACAACAUAUGGAUGGUAAAAAGACUGGAGAGGAAACUCGUGAUCACAUAUGAUGUUUUCAGCGUACCAAUUGCGUCUCAACGUUAUCACAUCACGGGCAAUAGGACAGGUGUAGUGUUGUUAAAUAAAAAGUUAGAAAUGGUAUUGUACUUACCCAUGUAUUAUAAUUAUGUUUAGAAGAUCAGAAUAUUCAUAACUUCUUAUUUUGUUUCAUAAAUAGUUCUUUAAUAUUCGAAACAAAUUCCACAUCUACUUUGUCUGCCGCCGCCAUGUUUACUCGCCCCAAUCUACAUACUACACAGCACAAGGAGGGGCGGCAAUGCCGUGUAGUAUGUAGAUUGGGGCGAGUAAACAUGGCGGCGGCAGACAAAGUAGAUGUGGAAUUUGUUUCGAAUAUUAAAGAACUAUUUAUGAAACAAAAUAAGAAGUUAUGAAUAUUCUGAUCUUCUAAACAUAAUUAUAAUACAUGGGUAAGUACAAUACCAUUUCUAACUUUUUAUUUAACAACACUACACCUGUCCUAUUGCCCGUGAUCACAUCGUCAAAUCCACAAUAAUGGCACAUUUAGCAAUAUUAUGGCUAAACAUUUUAGUCAAAAAACCUAUGAGUAUAUAACCACGCCAUUCCACAUCAUUUCUACAAUGGAAUAUGUGAAUAUUAAUUGUAGUCAUUUUCAAGGACCAUUUCAAGCACUAGACGGUGAAAUAUGCGUCAAAAAGGUCAAUUAAAUAAACGGUAUUCUUUGCGAUGUCAAUUUUGUUAUCUACAAAUUAAAGAAAAAACCUAAACCAAGGACGAACAACAUUUACCUCGAAUAACUUGUCGUGGCAAAGGCAGGUUUCUAAGACAAUAAAACCAUCUUGAAUCUCAAUAUAGCUUUUUUGAAUAUGGAAAAUAUAGUGAAAUCGCAGUAAAAGCUUCAUUACAUAUUCGCAAUCUAUCAAAAAAUUCAAAUAGGAUGAUUUAUUGGCGUCAACUAGUUUCUUAUCCAUUUUUAACUAUUCAUGGUGAAAAUAGAAAAAGAAAUAUGUUUACCUCUUUGGAUUUAGUCCUAUAUAUGUGCCACAUAUGACAAAUAUUGUGGUCAUGAGUUUCAUAAAAUGUGAUGAAACUAAAUAACAUAAUGGCGUAAAGGAAGAAAAGUUGUUGGAUGGGGUUGACAAUUUUUGGAUGGUGUUGGGGUAACAUUAUUGUUGGGUCCUUUUCACCAAGCCACAAUUCCUGUUUAUAGUGAAUGCGUGUUCUCUUGUGUGUUCAAGUCUCUAACUUGAUAAAGUCUUUCACGAUUUUUGUUAAUUUAAUAAAGUCUUUCACGAUAUUAUUUUAAAGAUUUAUUUUCAACAAGAUUUUUAUUUUAAUUUAAUACUUUUAUUUUAAGAUUUUUAUUUUCGGAAAUGCAACGCGUGAUUGCAUUCAAUGAAGUAUAUAGCCAGAACGGCAGAAGUGCAUCAUGCUUUUACAUUCGGAUUGCGGAGGAGAGUAAAGUCAACACACGAUUGGUAAAUUUCUUCAACUUUACCUGUCCUUAGCCUCCUCCGCAGGCCUCUCGUGGUCCUCCCAUGGGUUGCUUGAAUUCACUUCGAGUUUUUUGCCCGCAACCAAUGUCUUCCCACCAAUGGGCAAAGAUUCAUGGAAGACAACUAGAAAAUUUCAAUAUUUUGUUGCAGGUGCAUGAGCCGUCCACAUCAUCACCAUCAAGAUUAAUCUUGGAUCAGAGGAAAGCAGAAAUAACCAGAGUGAGUAUUUGUAAGAAAUGUUAACGUAAUAAGUUCUAUGACAUUACUCAAUGGUUAUUUUAAAACUUAAGAUUGCUGUUGAAUAUGUUAGCGCACUUGAUGGUGAACCGGUCAUGUACAUUUUUGCAUAAGCGUACAUUUCAUCGAGUUUCAUAACCAGAGUUGUAUUGCAUAUAUGAUAUAUCUCCCUGGGCGUUCCUGAAAUUUGUAUUCUACAGACUAUGUCCUGCAUGUAAGCACAAUGAACCAGGAUUAAGAACUUCAUAUUAAUCUUCUUUAGCUGUCCACCUGUGAAGAUAUUUUGGCAUCCGCUUCAAGCGAUGGAAAUAUUUGUCUAUGGAAAUUAAAAUAA